AUGGAGUUGUGUGAGGGGUACGACAUCCAGCAGGCUUUUACCUCCGUUACGUACCCCCAAAGCAAUGGGCAAGCUGAAGUCGCCAAUCGGGAGAUUUUGCGAGUUCUACGAGCUCGGCUCGACCAUGAAGGUGGGAGUUGGGUAAACAUGCUGCCCGGGGUAUUAUGGGCACUCCGAACGACACCCAAGGAAGGAAUAGGAGCGACCCCCUUCCACCUGGUGUAUGGGGGAGAGACCAUCGUCCCAGCAGAAGUCGGGGUAGAAUCCGAUCGGAUCCGAGUCUACGACGAGAACAAUGCUGAGCGGAGGCAUUUGGAGCUGGACCUGGUGGACGAGACGCGAGCCAAGGCCGCCGUCCGGUCAAUGGUGUACUGGCAGAGGAUGAAGCAAAACUACAACAGACGGAUAAUUCCCAGAUCUUUUCAAGUCGACGACCUCGUCUAG
Zingiber officinale is the source of this 444-nucleotide messenger RNA. RefSeq lists its product as uncharacterized. The coding region runs from base 1 to 444 and encodes 147 amino acids. The record is from RefSeq and is a predicted model, not a curated record. NCBI's taxonomy places the organism in Eukaryota, Viridiplantae, Streptophyta, Magnoliopsida, Zingiberales, Zingiberaceae. The transcript has a single exon. Gene Ontology annotation, molecular function: nucleic acid binding.